AUGGUAUUUGAAGGAUUAGUAUCAGAUGUUUUAUCAAGAGUACUUGGUGAAUAUGUAAAGAAUUUAAAUAAAGAUCAAUUAAAGAUUGGUAUAUUUGGAGGUAGUGUACAACUUCAAAAUUUAGAAUUAAAAGAGGAUGCUCUGGCGAAUCUACCAAUAAAUUUACCCAUUACAGUGAAGAAGGGUUUUCUUGGUAAAUUAGAUCUCAAAGUACCUUGGAAAGAUUUAAAAUCUAAACCUGUAAUUAUCAAUAUCGAUUGUAUCUAUGCAUUGGCAGUACCACAAACACAAAACUAUAAAUACGAUGAAAAAGAAGAAGCAAAGAAACAAGCAGAAUUAAAGAAAAAGAAAUUAGAAAAUUAUGAAUGGAUUAAAUCAAUUAAAGAUGCUGAAGAGAAUGAAAUCUCUUCAUUACAAUCCGAAAAAUCAGAUUCAUUCACUGAUCGUUUAGUUACAAAAAUUAUUGAUAAUUUACAAAUUGUAAUUAAUAAAGUUCAUAUUAGAUUUGAAAAUAAAAAUGAUAUUGGUAAAUUAUAUGCACUUGGUAUAACAUUAGAUAAAUUAUCAAUUCAAUCAACCGAUGAAUUUUGGAUACCAUCAUUUGUUGAUAGUUCAAAAUCAAAGUUUAUAAAAAAGUUAGCAUUAAUGGAUUCAUUAGGUUUUUAUAUUGAUGAUAAUGCAGAUUCACUUCAAAAUUUAAAACUUGAUGAAUUUACAAAAGCAUUUACAAGUUUAAUUCCAUCAUCUGCUUCAUUCUCUUUAUUAUCAAAAUAUAUUAUUAAACCAAUUUCUUCACAAUUAAAAUUAAAUAUUAAUAAAAGUGAUAUUAUUGAAAAAUCAAUACCAAAAAUAUUGGUUGAAUGUGUAAUGUCACAAAUUACAUGUACAUUAUCAUCAGGUCAAUAUCAAAAUAUUUUAAGUAUAUUAAAUUUUACAAAUGAAUAUUUAAGAGAUAUAAAGUAUUUAAAGUUUAGACCUAUUGUAAAGGUAUCAGAGAAUCCAAAAUUAUGGUGGAGAUAUGUUGGUCAAGUUAUUGUUGAACAAAUUAGAGAAAAGAGAUUUAGUAGAUCAUGGGAAUUUAUAGCACAAAGACGUCGCGCAAGAUUAGCAUACAUUCCAUUAUUCAAAAGAAAUAUACCAAAGGUUGAUUGGUUACAACCAUUGAAUAAACAUGAAUUGGAACAAUUGAAUCAAUUGGAAGAGCGUUUAUCAUUUGAAGAUAUAGUUUACUUUAGAUCAUUGGCCUAUGCAGAGAUUAAAAAAGAGACAGAGAAAAAUAAGAUACGUAAACAAUUUCUCGAUUCAAAACGUCAAGAACGUGGUUUCUUUCAAAAUAUUUUCAAUACUAAAAAGGAUGAAGAUGAAAAAGCUGCACCAAAAAUUCAAUUAUCAAGUGAAGAACGUGAUGAACUCUAUAAAACCAUUGAAUAUAAUGAUGUGGUUUCCGCAAGUGAAGAACCACCAGAUUGGGUAAAGAUUAUUGGUAAUUUUGAAAUCAAAGGUUUUGCAAUUCAAUUGGUAGAGGCGAAUCAAGUUUUCAUUGAAGCAUUGUACACUGGUUUAUCUUUGAAAUUCGAACAACGUAAUGAAGGUAUUAAAGUGAUGGCUGGUAUUCAUUUGUUUGAAGUUUACGAUCAAUUCACUAAACGUACUCAUUUCCCAAAGAUUAUUGCAAGUGUACCAACCAAAGGUACUGGAACCUUUGCUAGUGUCAUUGUUGAUACUCGUCCACCCGAUAAAAAUUUAGAUCUCUCUGUAGAGUUAAAUAUGGAUCCAUUGAAUAUCAUUGUCACCAAACCAUUAAUUAUGAAAGUUGUAGACUUUUUCCAUGACCCAAAUUUAGAUAUUACCAAUAUUUCCAAUAGAGCUGGUGCUCAUUUAGAAGACAUUAAAGAACAAGCGAAAAUGCAACUACAAGAUGCUAUUGAUAAUCACAAGGUUUUAGGUUUAGCUGUUAACAUUCAUGCUCCAGUCAUUUUCAUACCAGAGGAUGUAAUUAAUGAACGUUCAAAUAUUUUAAUUGUAGAUUUAGGUAAAUUGGUCGUACGUUCUGAUACUUCAGCAUUCGUUAAAGGUAGCAAUAAAUUGGCAGGUAGCACUAGUGAAAUUGAUCUCUACGAUAAGUUUAAUGUAUCAUUUGAAUCGAUUCAAGUUUUAUUAUCAGACGAUUUAAAGUCUGCAAUUAGUACUGGUGAUAAAAAACCACCAACUAUUGGUGGUGUCAAUGAUAAACAAGGUCAUCCUCUAAAACAUCAUAACUCAAUCAUUAAAAAAUUCGAUAUUCAAUUGAAAAUCUUUUCAUCAAUUCAACAAAAUAACCUAACAAUGACAAAAUUAAAAAUUAAAGGUGAAUUACCAAAAUUCGAUUUCUAUUUAUCUGAUAAGAAAUUCAAACAAUUGUUAACUAUUUUAAAUGCCAUCACUGCAGAUAUACCAGUUACUAGUGGUAAACCAAAAGCAACCAUAACACCAAUUAAUGAUUCAAAUUCACCUUCUUCAGUUUCACCAAAAUUAAUUUCAACUUCACCACAUUCUUUUUCUUCCUCUUCUGCACCUGUUGAUGUUAAUUCAUCAAAUGAUUUAAAGAAAUCAAAAGAAAACAUUGAAUUACUAUUGAAUGCAAAAUUAGUUGAAGCUGAAUUUGAAAUUAAAUCAAUUAGUUUAACUUUAUCAAAUAAUCAAUCCGAUUUAAUUAGAGUGGUUUUCUCUGAUAUUAAUGUUGGUUUCCAACAACGUACUUUUGAUAUGUCUGGUACAUUUAAACUAUCAUCAUUAGAGAUUGAAGAUUGUUUCACAAAGAAUACUUUAAAUAAAUUGGCAACUUCAAAUCCACCACAUGCAGAUCGUUCAUUGGGUAAGGAUAGUUUGGUUCAAAUGCAUUUCAAACAAAUUCAAACAGCUUCACCAGAAUUUAAUAAAAUAGAUAUGUCCAUCGAUUUAAAGAUUCAUUCUUUUUAUUUGGUUAUUAAUCCAUCAACCAUUUAUCAAUUAUUAAAAUUAGCAAAAUCAUUACAAAAAGAUCCUGAAAAUAUUGAUCAAAUUAGUAAAGCUUAUCCAAGACUAUUAAGUAGAAAUAAAGUGGUACCAAUUAAUUCAUCUGAAGGUGGUGGUACAGCAGCAACCUCACCUAAUGCUCACUUAUCAUCACCAAAUCAACAAUCACCAAAUCAACAAUCACCAAAUCAACAAUCACCACAAAUCGUUUCAAGAAAGAUUAUUACAGGUACAGGUAGUAAUAGUAAACCAGUUGGUCCUGAUGAAAAAGUGGUUUCAAGUAAAACUGCAUCUGGUACCACUACAAGAAGAGUUAUCAUUCGUUCAGUUCGUCAUGUACCAAAAAAGAAAGGUCCAACUGAAUUUGUUUCAAUGAAAUUUAGUGUUCAUAUCAAUAGUUUAGGUUUAGCAUUAAAUCAAGAUAAUAAUGAAUUAUUGGGUAUCUUUACAAUUAAUAAUGUUUCAACCGAUGUUUCAAUGUUUAAAGAUAAUCGUAUGUUGGUUCAAGGUAGAUUGGGUUCAAUCAUUUUGGAUGAUUUAACUCCAACCAUUUCAAACUAUAAACAAAUUAUCAUUCCAAAGAAUACAUCUGGUGAUAUGUUAGACUUUAAAUAUGAAACUUUCUCAAUGACUCUAUCAAAUUAUGCAGGUUAUGAUGCUUCAGUUAAUGCAAAUGUUAAAUCAAUCUUAUUCAAUGCAAAUGUUGGUUUCUUAAUUCAUCUUCAAAAUUAUUUUUUAGGUGGUAUGUUAGAUCCAAUUUUAAAACAAGAUGAUAGCAAUAAUAAUAAUAAAUCAAUUGAAAAAUCAAAAUCAAUUGAUUCAAAAUUAAAUGAACAACAAUCUUCAUCAUCAUCAACAUCAACACCAAGAUCUGAUGAUAAUCAUGAAAAGAGUGAAAGAGAAUUAGAUCUUGAAAAGAAUAAAAAAUUAUUAACAUCACUUCAACAAAAUACAAAUAAACAUAUACCAAAGAUGAAAUUAGAUAUUGUUGUUGAAACACCAGUUUUAGUUAUACCACAAGCAACUAGAUCAAAGAAUUCUUUAAUUAUGGAGUUGGGUAAAAUCAUUAUUUCAAAUGGUUGGCAAUAUCAUGAUAAGACAAUGGCACCAAUGGAAAAUAUGAAAAUUCAUUUACAAGAUGCAAAUAUCACCAUUUUAUCCGAUAAUAGAUCAAGUUACUUCUUGGAGAAGUUAACAAUUGAUUUAGGUAUCUCAAAAUUCUUGGUACCAAAUACUGAUCCAGAAGUUGAGGAUCAAACUAUUGAUUUAUCAAUUUCUCAUUUCGCUUUCUAUUUGGAUGAAAAUCAAUAUCGUUUCUUUUUGGGUUUAAGUCAAAAUGUACAAAAAGAAUUGGAUCUUGCAAAUAAAGAGGUUCAAGAAAUUAAAAAACUUUCAAAUAUGGGUGAUCCUUUUGAAAUGGGUCGUAUUACUUCUAAUGAUAUGCAAUAUUUCACAGAACAAGAGGUUAUUCAAAAAAUGGGUAAAGUUUUAUUACGUAUUCAUUUGGUAUUGGACUAUGUUAGUUUCAAGAUUAGUUCAUUGGAUGCUCAAGGUGAAAUAGCUCAUUUCAUCGUUCGUGGCAUUGAUGUCGAUGUAAAGAAUACCGAUAAGAAUAAAACAAACAUUCAAUUAAGUAUGAAAUCAAUUUUACUCUCUGAUACUCGUUCAAAUUCAACCAAUAUCUUUAAGAACCUCUUAGAGAAUAAAGUAAACACUGAAUCAGUUGCACCAUUCCUUCAAGUUGGUUAUAUUCGUGAUAAUCUUUUGGGUGAUCAAUAUAUUAAUGUCAAUAUUAAUAACACUUGUUUAUUCCUUUCGCCAACUCCUCUCUUAAUGAUUUCUGAAUUCUUUAUGGUACCAUUAUCAGAACAACAUGAUACAAAUAAUAUGGAUGUUGAUUUAGAUUUAGAUUUGGAAAGUUUAGAAAGUGAAUUAAAUUCAUUAAUGGAUCCAUCAAUUGAAAAAGAUGAUAAUGAUCUUCAACAACAACAACAACAAUCAUCAUCAUCAUCAUUUAUUCCAUCUCAACAACAACAACAACAAAAAGUAAGAUCACAAUCAAUUAUUGGUCAAAAUAGAAGUAGAACUUCAUCAAUUGGUGGUAAAGAAUCUAAAACAAUUUCAUCAUCAAUAUCAAAUAAUUCAUUAUCAUCAUAUCCACAAGAAGCAGGUAUGGAAGAUGAAGAAGAGAAAGAAAUAUUUAGAUCACCAACCAUUACAUUCACAGCAACUUUAGUACCAUCAGUUACAUUGGUUGAAGAUGAAACAUUAUCAACUACAAGAUGUUUAAUGUUGAAAACUCGUGUUGGUGUACAAUUCCGUAGAGAUCCACAUGGUAUUGAAAAUGCUACAGUUGUCAUUGAAAAUACUAAAGUUAACAUUUAUAAACCAUCUUCAACAGAAUCUGAAAAUCAAGGUUCAAGACCAAUUCAAAUUUUGAAACCAAUUGAAAUGAUCACCAUUAAAUAUAUUAAAGAGAAUUUAACUUCAACCGAGUGGAAACAAGAUAUUGGUAUCUCUUGUACCGCUAUGAAAGUUUUCUUCUCUUAUGAUGAUGUAAAAGCAAUCUUAAAGAUUUUAAAUAAUAUUACAACAAAUCUACAAAAACAACAAGAACAACAAAAGAAGAGACAAUUAUCAUUUGAUAAUAUGGCUUCAAGUUCAACUUCAUUACCAUCAUUAAAUAAAUCAACAAAUUCAUUCCAAACUUCAACAUCUGGUAAUAGUAAUAGUGGUAAAAAAGAUGAAGAAUUAUUUACAAAUAAUGAAAAAUUAAGAUUCUCAUGUCCAAAUGUUAGUGUUUUAUUUAUUAAUGAAUCACCAGAAAUGUAUAUACCAAUUAUAGAAUUAUUCUUUGCAGAUAUUGAAGCAAGUGCAAUGAAUUGGAGCACAGAUUUAGAAUCAAAGGCUUCAAUGUCAAUUAAAGGUGAUUAUUUCAAUGAAACUAAUAUGAAAUUUGAACCAGUUAUUGAAGAUUGGAGUUUCUCUGUCGAUUUGAAAAAGAAUCGUACCGGUAAGAUUAAAGGUAGUUUCUUGGCAACUCGUGAAUUAUUAAAUAUCAAUGUCUCACAUUCAUUACUUCAAACUAUUAGUAGUGCAAUGAUUCAUGUGGAGAAAAUUGAUCAAAUGGAUGCAGCAAACUUAAGUUCAUCAUUGAAUGCAUCAAAUUUAACAACUUCAACAGGUAGUAAUAAUAGUAGUACCAGUGGUAGCGGUUUAGUUCAAUCAUUUAAUGGACCAAGUGUUUUAAAUAAAUAUUUACCAGGUGGUGAAAAGAAUGAUAGUAAAAUUUCAUUCCAUUCUCAUUGGAUUUCAAAUCAAACUGGUGUAACAUUAGAAUAUCAUAUUCCAAAGGUUGAUAGUGAAAUGUUCCAAUUGACAGAAUCAUCGGAACCAGUAUCAUUACCAAUGAAAAUUUCAAAGAGUAGAGAUGCAACAAUGGGUGAACAUUUGAAUAUAGAAUUAUUUAUUCAAGGCUCAAAGAUUUCAAAUCUAUCAAUGGAUGCAGUUGGUUAUAGAAUCUAUAGAAUUGGUUCAACCAAUGAAUUCAUCACUUGUGAAGUACGUUUACGUCCUGAUGGCAGUAAAUGUUGUUACAUUAAAUCAAUGGAUCAAUUUGAAAAUAAUACAUCAUUAAAUUUGGAAUUGAAAUGUCAAGAGAAUGGUUCACCCUUUUCAAUCGCUAAACAUUCUAAAUUCUCUUUACCAAUUUUAGUCUCAAAGGAUCUUUGCAAGUUUUGGAUAAAGUUAGAGAAUUCACCAUAUUGGUCCGAUCCAAUCGAUAUUUACAAAUUACCAGAUCAUGAAAAUAGUAAACUCUUUAAACUUCAAACAGUGGAUAAAGUUGGUAUGUUUGUAUCAUUGGUUCAUAAAACCAUUGCCAAUAGAAAUUGUGAUCGUUUCAAUAAUACCUUUAAAUUCUUCCCACCCAUUCAAAUUGAAAACAUUUUACCAUAUCCAUUUAAACUCUCAAUCCCAGGUACAACCAUUGAUAAGGUUAACAUGGGAUCAGGUGAGAAAAUCGAUUGUCAUUACUAUCAACCAGGUUCAAAUUUAGUGGCGAUCGUAAGUGAAUUAGAGAAUUUCCCAGAAACUAAACAUACCUUGGUAUCAGGUGAUGCAACCUCUCCAACUUUUACAAAAACAUUCAAACUUCAACAAAACAAUCGUGAAAUUUCAUUGGAUAUUGAACGUACCGAAUUGAUUAAAGGCGUUCGUACUCUAUCAUUUUAUUGUCAAUAUUGGUUAGUCAAUAAUUCCCUCUUACCAAUUGAAGUCAAGUUAUCCGAUAAUCAAGUACUAUUGGUACCACCCAAUUUACCAGAUCAAUUACCACGACCACCAGUGCUCUAUAGUAACAACACAAUUCGUGCUCGUAUUCCAUUACAAGCUGAACAACCAAUGAAUAAGAGUUUCUGUGAGAAAUUCCCAAUCUCUGCAGUUGGUAAUCCAAAUACUAUCUUUUUAACAAACCCAACUCGUACUUAUGAACUCUCAUACAAAGUUGAUUUCUGUCCAAAUGAAAGAUUCCGUCUCUCUAAAACCGUCACUUUUGUACCAAAGAAUGUAAUUUGCAAUGAUUUACCAUUCCCAAUUCUAGUUGCUCAAUGUGUUAGUACUAUCGAUGGUAUCGAUAAGAUGGCACUCAAUUUCAGUGGUAGUGGUUUGAGUAGUAGUUCAGGUAGUAAUGGUAAAGGUGUUUCAAAUCCUGUUAGAUUACUAGGUGAACUAAGAUUAGAUCCUGGUGAAUAUAAACCAUUCCAUUGGGAAGAGAAUGUUGAAAAUAAAAAGAUUUCAAUUAGACCAAUUACCAAUGAAAAGAAUCCUCAAGAAUGGCGUUGGUCAGGUGGUUUCUUUGUUGAUUCCAUUAGUGAUUACGUUGUAAAGAGUAGAAAUACCGAACGUCCUGAUCACGAUUCUCUCUUAUUCCAUGUGAAUAUCAAAGAGAAACAAGGUACUCAUUUCAUUAGAAUUCCACUUUCAAGUAAAGAAAGUCCACCUUAUAUCAUUCAAAAUGAUACUCAAUUCAAAAUCUCAUUCUUCCAACGUGAUUCACCAGAGAAUAUCGAUUAUAUUGAACCAAAAGAAAAGCUUUGCUAUGGUUGGGAUGAACCAUCUGCAGAAUAUGUUCUCUCUGUCGCUGUAGAGGGUAAAACAUUGAAAAAGCGUAUCAAUGUCAAUAAGAUUAAAGGUUAUAAACUUCAACAUGAACGUACUGAUCUCUACAUUACAAUUACAAUCGAUGGUCCAUCUCGUGUAUUACUCUUCUCUACCAAUGAAAAGAAAUUCCGUUCAAUUAAAGCUUGGACCGAUAAUAAAGCUGUCAAUUUAUCACAAUCACAGAGUGAAUAUCAUUUCAAUAUUCGUUGCUCUGGUAUUGGUUGUUCAAUUAUCGAUAAGACACCAAAGGAAUUGGCUUACAUUUCAAUGAAAGAUUUCCUUAUCAUUGCAACUCAAAGUUCAAUUGAAAAUACGGUUGAGGUUAAAUUAGCAGAGUUACAAAUUGAUAAUCAAUUGAUUAAAACAGAUUUCCCUGUACUCAUUCAUACAGUUUCACCAGAUAAAGAACAUAGAAAAGACUUUUUACAUGCUGUUAUCAUUAAAUCUACCAUUGAUAAUAUUGAUUACUUUAGAUACUUUUCAACUUUAAUUCAAGAGAUGACAAUUGAACUCGAAGAUCAUUGGAUUAAAGAAGUUUUAGAUUUCGUUGAUUCAAUUCCAUCAUUUGGUCGUGGAAAUAAUGCUUCAAAUAAUAAUAAUAAUAAUGGAAUGACAAGUAGUCAAAUGAGACAAAGUGGUAGUGGUCUUGAUAGUUUAACAUCAACACUAUAUAAUGCUGUCUCAAUUGAACCACCAACUUCAGAUUCUUCAACAAUUAAAAUGGUUUAUUUCGCAUUAUUAGUUUUGAAUCCAAUAAAGAUCAAUUUAACUUUAGCUCUCCAAAAUGAUGGUUUAAUUAAAUCCAAUCAUAAGAUUUUAUCAUUGGUUGAAGGUUUAGGUUUAUCAUUGACAAGAUUAGAUCGUGCACCAAUUACAUUACAAGGUUUAUUAAUGGAACAUCCAUUCACUUCAAGAUCAACUAUCAUUGAUAAGAUUAAAACAUCAUACAUUCAACAAGCUCUCAGACAAUUUUAUAACAUUUUAGGUUCUGUCGAUUUCCUUGGUAAUCCUGUUGGUUUGUUUAGAAAUUUCGGUACUGGUGUUCAUGACUUUUUCGUAGAGCCAGCUCAAGGUUUAGUUAAAUCACCAGCAGACUUCACUAAAGGUUUAGCAAAAGGUACAAGUAGUUUUGUAAAGAACUCUGUAUUUGGUACUUUCAAUACUUUGUCAAAGUUAACCGGUACUUUGGGUACUGGUGUUGCAACUCUUUCAUUUGAUGAAAAAUAUCUUCAAGAAAGAAAAUUACAUCAAGCUCGUAAACCUUCCCAUGUUGGUGAAGGUUUAGCAAUGGGUGGUAUUGGUUUGGGUCGUGGUAUUCUUCAAGGUAUUACAGGUAUCGUUACAAAACCAGUUGAAGGUGCAAAGAAAGGUGGUUUCGCAGGUUUUGCCAAAGGUUUAGCUCAAGGUGUUGUAGGUGUUGCAGUUAAACCAACUACCGCCGUAAUCGAUUUAGCAACUAAAACAACCGAAGGUAUUAAAAACACUACAAAUCUUCAAAGUCAAGCAGAACGUGUUCGUCCUCCAAGAUGCUUUUCUCAUGAUAACGUUUUACGUCCAUUCGAUGAAGUUGAAAGUGAAGGUUGGUUCCUUUUGAAAACCGCUCACAAAGGUAAACAUGCUUCUGAUAGUUACAUUUGGCAUCAUAUCAUCAAUCAAGAAUGUACCAUCAUCAUCUCUGAUCAUAGAAUUAUCUUAUCAAAAUCUAAAAAGAAUUUCUUACAUAGUUCUUUCCUCUUCCAAAUUCCUUUCAAAUUCAUUAAAUCAAAUGAAAUGGUAGAUGAUGGUGUUCUUUUAGAAUUUGACCCACCUCAAAAUCUUGGUUUAUUAGAUCGCGAUGUUAAAUCUAAAGUAAUUCCAGUCGAUGAUCCUAAUGUAAACAUGUUAUUAAAUAUGAAAUUAUCUCAUGCUUUGAAAAAAUUCCAUGAUAAUAAUCCAAAUUUAUCAAAUUCUUCCUCUAUUAAAUAUUAG
Messenger RNA from Dictyostelium discoideum AX4, 10122 nucleotides. It is a transcript of the gene vps13A, whose product is annotated as vacuolar protein sorting-associated protein 13 family protein. The record is from RefSeq and is a predicted model, not a curated record. Gene Ontology annotation, cellular component: membrane. Gene Ontology annotation, biological process: phospholipid transport. Bases 1 to 10122 code for a protein of 3373 amino acids. The transcript has 3 exons. NCBI's taxonomy places the organism in Eukaryota, Evosea, Eumycetozoa, Dictyosteliales, Dictyosteliaceae.